Molecule: messenger RNA, 2158 nt
Organism: Chionomys nivalis (European snow vole)
Lineage: Eukaryota; Metazoa; Chordata; Mammalia; Rodentia; Cricetidae
Gene: Pth1r
Product: parathyroid hormone 1 receptor
Exons: 15
Coding region: 245-2023 (592 amino acids)
Biological process (GO): intracellular calcium ion homeostasis; adenylate cyclase-activating G protein-coupled receptor signaling pathway; cell surface receptor signaling pathway
Cellular component (GO): plasma membrane
Molecular function (GO): parathyroid hormone receptor activity; G protein-coupled peptide receptor activity; peptide hormone binding
Source: RefSeq, a predicted model, not a curated record
CGAGGAGAGGGACGCGCGAGGCGGGCGGCGGCUCGGAGCGGCGGCCAGGCGGGGGGCUCAGGAGGCCAGGCAGGCCAGGGGGGAUCCCGAGAGCUCCAUGAAGUCCCCCCGGGGCCGCGGACGGGGCGCUGGCUUGGGGAGGCUGUCGGGGGGGCCCCGACAUUCAUGGCAAGGCGGGGGCCGCGGCGGCGUGCUCGGAGGCCGGCGGCGGCUGCCCCGAGGGACGCGGCCCUAGGCGGUGGCGAUGGGGGCCGCCCGGAUCGCACCCGGCCUGGCGCUCCUGCUCUGCUGCCCAGUGCUCAGCUCCGCAUAUGCGCUGGUGGACGCUGACGAUGUCUUUACCAAAGAGGAACAGAUUUUCCUGCUGCACCGCGCCCAGGCCCAGUGUGACAAGCUGCUCAAGGAAGUCCUGCGCACGGCAGCCAACAUAAUGGAUUCAGACAAGGGGUGGACACCAGCAUCCACAUUGGGGAAGCCCAGGAAAGAGAAGGCUUCGGGAAAGUUCUACACUGAAUCUAAAGAGAACAAGGAGGUGCCCACUGGUAGCAGGCGCCGAGGACGUCCCUGCCUGCCGGAGUGGGACAACAUCGUUUGCUGGCCACUAGGGGCACCAGGUGAAGUGGUGGCGGUGCCCUGUCCGGACUACAUUUAUGACUUCAAUCACAAAGGCCAUGCCUACAGACGCUGUGACCGCAAUGGCAGCUGGGAGGUGGUUCCCGGGCACAACCGAACAUGGGCCAACUACAGCGAGUGCCUCAAAUUCAUGACCAACGAGACUCGGGAACGGGAGGUAUUUGACCGCCUAGGCAUGAUCUACACCGUGGGAUACUCCAUGUCCCUCGCCUCCCUUACCGUGGCUGUGCUUAUCCUAGCCUAUUUUAGGCGGCUGCACUGCACGCGCAACUACAUCCACAUGCACAUGUUCCUGUCGUUUAUGCUGCGUGCCGCGAGCAUCUUCGUGAAGGACGCGGUGCUGUACUCUGGCUUCACGCUGGAUGAGGCCGAGCGCCUCACUGAGGAAGAGUUGCAUAUCAUCGCGCAGGUGCCGCCUCCGCCCGCCGCUGCUGCCGUUGGCUACGCUGGCUGCCGUGUGGCUGUGACCUUCUUCCUUUACUUCCUGGCCACCAACUACUACUGGAUUCUGGUGGAGGGGCUGUACUUGCACAGCCUCAUCUUCAUGGCCUUUUUCUCGGAGAAGAAGUACUUGUGGGGCUUCACCAUCUUUGGCUGGGGUCUUCCAGCUGUCUUCGUGGCUGUGUGGGUCGGUGUCAGAGCAACCUUGGCCAACACUGGGUGCUGGGACCUGAGCUCCGGGCACAAGAAGUGGAUCAUUCAGGUGCCCAUUCUGGCAUCUGUUGUGCUCAACUUCAUCCUCUUCAUCAACAUCAUCCGGGUGCUUGCCACUAAGCUUCGGGAGACCAAUGCAGGCCGAUGUGACACGAGGCAGCAGUACCGGAAGCUGCUCAGGUCCACGCUGGUCCUUGUGCCUCUCUUCGGUGUCCACUACACCGUCUUCAUGGCCUUGCCGUACACCGAGGUCUCAGGGACACUCUGGCAGAUCCAGAUGCACUAUGAGAUGCUCUUCAACUCCUUCCAGGGAUUUUUUGUCGCCAUCAUAUACUGUUUCUGCAAUGGUGAGGUACAAGCAGAAAUCAGGAAGUCUUGGAGCCGCUGGACACUGGCAUUGGACUUCAAGCGCAAAGCACGAAGUGGGAGUAGCAGCUAUAGCUAUGGCCCAAUGGUGUCUCACACAAGUGUGACCAAUGUAGGCCCCCGUGCAGGACUCAGCCUUCCCCUCAGCCCCCGCCUGCUGCCUGCCACCACCACCAACGGCCACUCCCAGUUGCCUGGCCAUGCCAAGCCAGGGGCUCCAACUGUUGAGAAUGAAACCAUACCAAUUACUAUGGGGGUUCCCAAGGACGAUGGAUUCCUCAAUGGCUCCUGCUCAGGCCUGGAUGAGGAGGCCUCUGGGGCUACACGACCACCUCCAUUGCUGCAGGAAGAGUGGGAAACAGUCAUGUGACUGGGAACCAGGGACUGGACUCCUGGCGUGGACAAAUGGAUAGAUGGACCAAAAGGCCAAUGGUUGGCUGGUUGUCCAUUCGGGACUGGAUCAGGAAGAAAAACAAAAGAAAAAAAAAAAAGAAAAAAAGGAAAA